UAUACUUUUCACGUUUUUUUUCAAUUUCUGAAAUUUUAUUAUUUUUUCGUUUCCGAGAACGAAUUUGAAGAAGGACUGAUCUUCAGAGGAAUAUUUUCAUUAUCUUGAAGGCAACUCACAAAUAUUUUUCAUUCAAUUUCUAGCAUUACAUGUUAAUAAUAUCUAAAUUUGGACAAGCAUUCCAUUUAUUAUUUUCAUUUAAAAUUUUUUUAUAUAUAAUGCUUUCAAUUGCGUCAAAAUGCGGAGCUGGUUUGUUGCAUUUGCUCCGGAAAUCAGAUCCGAACUUUAUUGCAGUUACAAACUUAUAGGUAACUACUCAGUUAACUGGUAUCAAGCUGUGGAAUUCUUGACGGGUAUUGGGAAAUGUCCUGCGAAAUCUACAUUCUACAGCUCAUCAAUAUUCAAAGUUAAUUUUUUCCGUAGAAAUGCCACUAUUCCCUGCUUAUUCAUCUGUUCUUCCUGAAACUCAAAAUUCAUUUACCUUGCUGGAUGCAGGUGCAAUUCCCUUGCCACCCUUGCCUGCUGACAAGGCUUCCAAUGGGGUUAUGUCCAAUGGCGUGCAACCAGACCAAAGACAUGAUAGCAAUUCAGGACUUGCCAGUCCUCAUGCCACUAAUACUUCAGGUGAUCCUCAACCUUUGUCUACCACCCCAACAAAUGAGGCGCAAGAGAAGCUAGAGAAGGAGCUUGAGACUCUGCUCAGUGACUCUCACUCUGAGGAUGAGGUUACUGAAACUGAAAAACGGAAUCUUAAAACGAGUACCAAGAAGAAAAAGAAGGAUAAAAAGAAGAAAAAAAAGAAAAAAAAGAAGAAGAAUAAAAAACAUAAGAAAGAAAAUAGAGAAGAAAGUUCUGAUGACUCAGAUGAAGACAUUGCCUCAGCAAAAGCAAGAAAACGUGUCUCCAAGUCUUCUGAAACAGCAGAUCGGCUUUCGAAUUCUCCCAAAUCAGUUGUGAAUGAGGAACCCAUUGUCCAAUGUGUUUCAGAGAUACAGCCCUCGGAUGUGAGUCCUCAGCGCGCCGCUGAUGCUGCUCUGCCAUUCAUUCCUCCUGGAAAUGAAGUCACGAGCAGCAAAACAGGAAAUAAUGACGAAACUACCACUCCGAGGAGUCCGUGUGCAUCUCCUUCAGAGAUAAAUAAUCCGCCUGAUGAUGCCUUGCUGAACAAUGUCGAGUCUAUAUCUGAACUUGAAAAACUAGAACUGAAGAAAAACGAUUUUGAUGUAGAAGCUUUUGACAAGUCUCCAUUACCAGUUGAACUGUGUGAUAAAUCUCAUAAUCCUGAUUGCGCAAGCAACACCAAAUUCGUCUCUAAAGAUCAUGAGACUAUUACCGAAAAAUCAGAGGCUGUUGAGCAGGAUAUCCUGGAGACGUCUGUGGAAGAAUCCAAAUUAGAAUCUGGAAAAGGAACUGAUGCAUCACUGUCUAUUGAAAUAGCAAAUAAUUCUCAAUAUAAUGGUAAGCACGAUGGAUCGACGUCGCAAGACAAACAAAGUAACGUUGCAUUGAUGUCCCGGGAUGGCGAACGGGCGAAAUCUGAAUCGCGAGACAAAGAUUGUGUCGAGUCACAUUCGAAUGAAAGGGAACGCGCAAGGUCAAAGUCACUUGAUAGGAAGCAGAGUGAAGCGAAUCCUCUUGACGUCAAACAAAAUGGGUCAGAAUCCCGCGACAGAAUACAUUCCAAAUCUCGUGAUAGAAAGCGAGAUAAAUCGACAUCUCGUGACAGAAAGAGGGAUAAAUCCAAGUCUCGUGAUAGAAAGCGAGAUAAAUCGACAUCAAGUGACAGAAAGAGGAAUAAAUCCAAGUCUCGUGACAGAACACGCAGGAGGUCGCGAUCACUUGCAAGACGACGCAGCAGAUCUCACCGAGGGCGGCGCAGUGCUUCUAAAUCCAGCAAAAACAAACGUCUGAAGUCUCGAUCAAGGUCCCGCACAAGAGCCAAGAGAUCUCAUUCGAGGAACGGUCGUUUGCGAAGCCGGUCCAGAGACAGAGCUCGCAAGUCUCCAUCACGAUCCAGAGACCGAGCUCGCAAGUCUCGUUCACGAUCCAAAAACCGAGCUCGCAAGUCUCGUUCACGAUCCAGAGACCGAACUCGCAAGUCUCGCUCACGAUCCAGAGACAAAGCUCGCAAGUCUCGCUCACGAUCCAAAGACCGCGCUCGCAAAUCUCGUUCACGAUCCAGAGAUAAAGCUCGCAAGUCUCGCUCACGAUCCAGUCGUUCACGAUCCAGAGACCGAGCUCGCAAGUCUCGCUCACGAUCCAGAGAUAAAGCUCGCAAGUCUCGCUCACGAUCCAAAGACCGCGCUCGCAAGUCUCGCUCACGAUCCAGAGACCAAGCUCGCAAGUCUCGCUCACGAUCCAGAGACAAAGCUCGCAAGUCUCGCUCACGAUCCAAAGACCGCGCUCGCAAAUCACGUUCACGAUCCAGAGACAAAGCUCGCAAGUCUCGCUCUCGAUCCAGAGACAAAGCUCGCAAGUCUCGCUCACGAUCCAAUCGGAAAAAGCUCAAGAAGUCUCGCUCACGAUCCAAUUCUCGUAACAGAAGGAGCCGCCCAAGAAGAUCUCGAAGAUCACAAUCAAGGAUAAGGAAAAGGUCUCGGUCUUCAGGAGACAACGGAAAAUCCAGAAAGAGAAGCAAGAAAAGUAGGGAUAAGAGUUCUGACUCCUUGAAGCCAUUUUUGUUGAAGAAUUACUCGAGUAAGCCUGUGUUCGCUGAAAUUAGUUCCUACAUCAAACCCGAGUCGGUGCUGUUUUUGGAGACCUCUGGUGAUAAGAACAACUUUGCUUUCCCCACGACUCAUUACACCCAGUUGGUCAAGUACAAAGCCAUGAAAAAGGUGCUUGGAGCUGAAAAUUUUUUGACUGAUGAUUACCCGAAGAAAAGCUUGGAGCGAUAUUUCCAAAAGAAAAUGCGAUCCCAAAUGCUGCAAAACGCCGUUGUUUGUCGACCAAUCGAAGAAAUUGAAACUGACGAGGAUAUUUUUAAGAAGCCCUGCAUUCCUGUUGAGCUCACUUACGCUGAAACUGUCAAGGUUCGCAAACUCAAAGCCGAAGAGAAGAAAGAUGCUUACGAGAAAUCUUCUUUCUACCUGGACAGCGUUGAUGUCAGUAACGGGAAAGACGAUGCUGUUGAUGCUGAAGAAUCUGAGUAUGAUUUCUACAUGAAACAGUCGAAAAGUUUCAAUGAACGGCUAGCCAAGGAUACCAAAAACGAAAGUUUGUGGCUAGAAUUUGUACAGUUUCAGGAUAAAGCAUUCCCUCACCUGUUCCGUGGCGGCGAGGGUGGCGAGCGCAGCUCCAAGAACAGCCAGUCCAGCAAGAAGGGUAAGAGCGCCCGUGCACUGGCCGAGAGGAAGAUAGCUUUGCUCGACGCCGCCAUCAAGAAGAAUCCUCACAGCCUAACCCUGCAGUUAGAGCGACUAGCUGUGGGCGAGGAGGUCUGGGAGCUGCAGACGUUAAACAAGGAGUGGACGACUCUCGUGUACAACUUCCCAAACAAUAUGACCGUAUGGCAACGGUACAUAGAGCACCAUGCCACGAGCUCACUGCAGUUCAGAGUUACGUCGGCGGUCGCGGCUGCCAGCCGAUGCCUGGAGAAGCUUCGACUUAUGGCCACAGGAGCCUUCGUGACGCACGCGCCCCCACAGCAUCCUGGCCUUUGUGCUGUCGAUGUCAUCGCUCAGGUUUCGAGCGUGUGGGCUCAGAGCGGAUACAGAGAACGUGCCGUGGGCUUGUGGCAGGCAGUGCUGGAGUACAACCUCUUCACCCCCGACAACUUGGCUCAGCUCAAACAUGAAGACAAACUACCUCUUCUUGAGCAGUUCUGGGACUCGAGAGCUCCUCGGAUUGGCGAGGAAGGAAGCCUGGGCUGGGGAGAGGCUCUCAAGACGCGCCAGGGGGCUCGUUAUACAGAGACAAUUCUUGAGGGGCAGUUUGAUGAAGAAGACAAAAUCGUAGAGUGUGCUGUGAAACGCUGCCCUAUUUUGCGCAGUCAGGGCCCUGAAAUUUUAAACGACUCUGAAGAGAGUGAAGAUGACGAGGCUGUUGACAAAGAAUGCAUUAGCACUGAAGAGAAAAUUGAACGCGCUGCUGCCUCUGCCAGACGAAGAGCGGAAGCUGAAGCACGGAAAGCUGAGUACGAAGGUGAGCUGCAGAAGCUUUGGCUGCAACUUGAAGUACUCAGGGAGAAGCGUUACUGGCUACCCUAUGCUGCUGAUCCUGAUGAUUGUGAAGACCCUGAGAGAAUGGUAGGCUUCGAACUGCUCAGCCCUUUUGUUUUCCCUUUGCCUCUCGGCGACAAUACUGGAUCAACUGACACUACUGACUCGCGAUACAAGAAAAGAUGGCUAACGGAUGACCAGCACGAGAAGUUCUAUCUAGUUUUGAGGUUUCUCCAAUUUUUGGGAGUUGAUACUGCAAACAUUGAGUCCAUUUUUUUCGAGUACCUGCAAUUAGAAGACUACUCUGCCGAUACCUUCGAUAAUCUCAAAAUAGAUUCCAUCGAGGGUUUACUGGCGAGUGAUGUGCCUGCUUCCAGGGAAGAUUUCUCAAGUGAGAUCGAUCUUCUUCCAACUUGCGGACCAUCUCUUGCUGAUCCUGACUGUGAUAAAUUUUUCAACUUCGUCAGUAAUGUGAUAGAAAGGUCAAUGUUAGCUUUUCAGUCUCAAUAUAGCAGUUAUCUAGCAGUACUUUUCAUCCGCAUUAUGAUUCAAAGGUACAAAGCAAUACAAAAACUGAAAGGACCACCCCAAAGAUUGCAAAACUUGGAAAAAUCUUUCAAGAAAGCUGCGAAAAACUUGCUAAAGAAAGAGGAAUUUCGAAGCUCUCUCUUACUGUAUAGGGAGUACGGUGCCUUGGAAGAAUGCUUCGGUAACGUCGCGGAAGCUGAAAAUGUUUAUAUAAACGCGCUGGUAUUAGGAAGCAAAGGCUCAGACGUGUUUGAAAAAGACCCUGACACCUUCCGCAUUUUGUCUAGUGUCACCUGGUCGUACUUGAAGCUCCACCUGUCUGUGGCUGCCGAGUAUGACGGGGACGAUGCUUCUGUUCACACGUCAUGCCUCAUGAGUGUUCUCUGCGAGCUUGCGAACGAAGGCUGCGUUUCAUCAACUGAGGCACAGCAGUUCCAGCCAUCCAGUGUACUAAGAGCAAGGAAGAAAUAUGCAGAGCUACUUGAACUCGCACUACUCACCUUCAUCAAGUCGAAGAAACUAAAUACAUGUAAUAACGCCAUCAUUGUGGAACUGUGCACGUACCUCGGUAUUCUUCAGUACCUAGCAAGCGGGAUCAAGGCGUUUUGCACCAUAUUUGAAGAAACGAUUGCCAGGAUUGUUGACUGUGAUAACCCAGCACGACGCUCCGGCAAAGCUACAACUUUGGCGUCUCUCUACAAUAACAUGGACACAUCCGUGGAAGCUUGCAACACUUCGUUGUCACUGCGUAAACUGAGCAACAACUUCCCGUGGGUGACAGGCCAUUUGCUGCAGGGUCUGUUUGAGCGUUAUGCUUGGCUUUGUAUCGUGCUGCCUCGUGUCACGUCUCAAGGAGUAACACGCUCUAGUGACGGCAUCACUCCUGCUAAGCUCAAGCUGGUCGUGCAGCAGGCGUUAGUCGCUGCUCCCGACAGUUCCUUGCUCCUCACUCUGCAGGCGACGAUGCAGAAUUGGCGGGAGCUGUUCAGCGGGGGUGGCGGUGAGCGUUCCACCAUCAGACAGCUCGUGUUCAGAGUUCUGCCUCAUCUUGCUUCUGCCAGACGCGUGGCUCAACUCGCUUACGCUAACGACUCAGCCGUCUGUGUAUCACACACGGUUCUGUCAGUGCUACGCUCCGUCGUGCUGAGAGCUGCAGGACAACACAACCCUCUUCUGUGGCGGUUGUACCUUCACUGGAGCGGGCUCAUGAAACGCACUUCUCAAAAAACAAACUCGUUGUUGUACUCUGCACUUACGGCGUGCCCAGCAAGCAAAUCAGUUUACCUGAGCGGCAUUGAUAGCUGCGAGACGUCGCCUGUGCUGCGUAGCACAGUACGUCUCAUGGAGGAGCGAGGCCUGCGCUGUCGACUGCCGCUGCAGGAGCUACAACUUUUGUUGCAGGAAGAACAGGAAGAGGAACCAGCAUCUAACACGCAGGACAUCGAUGUAGGAGAAAUAGGAAUAGCGGAAAAAUUAAUCGAGCAACUUAAUUGACUUUCGGGUGACUAGCAUCAAGUUGUUUUCAUUUUGUGCAAGUUUCAGCUGAAUAUAUUGUUGCUUAUUUGAUAUGAAAUUAUUAUUACAUCUCCAAUGUACGUAAUUUCGAAGAUUUUUUUGGACUAAAUAAUAUUUAAUGUUAGAAUUCAGGCUUUUCUUUAGAGAAAUGUGUGCUGAGGAAGGAAUCAGUUUUGGCUCUUGUUCCCAUUGCCAUUUUGUUAACCAUCAAAAGCUCAACUUGAAUGCAAUCCGCAUAUAUAUAAAGUGUUGUCUUCUAAGUGCAAAUGAAAUGAUCUUGUUG
Messenger RNA from Hyalella azteca, 6486 nucleotides. Its product is annotated as nuclear exosome regulator NRDE2. Bases 426 to 6182 code for a protein of 1918 amino acids. NCBI's taxonomy places the organism in Eukaryota, Metazoa, Arthropoda, Malacostraca, Amphipoda, Hyalellidae. The transcript has 10 exons. The record is from RefSeq and is a predicted model, not a curated record. Gene Ontology annotation, cellular component: catalytic step 2 spliceosome. Gene Ontology annotation, biological process: negative regulation of RNA catabolic process; regulatory ncRNA-mediated post-transcriptional gene silencing.